Salvia splendens (bonfire salvia) is the source of this 2594-nucleotide messenger RNA. RefSeq names its product probable LRR receptor-like serine/threonine-protein kinase At4g37250. NCBI's taxonomy places the organism in Eukaryota, Viridiplantae, Streptophyta, Magnoliopsida, Lamiales, Lamiaceae. Gene Ontology annotation, biological process: protein phosphorylation. The record is from RefSeq and is a predicted model, not a curated record. Gene Ontology annotation, molecular function: protein binding; ATP binding; protein kinase activity. The transcript has 2 exons. The coding region runs from base 109 to 2421 and encodes 770 amino acids.
UGGGAGGUCCUAGACCACUGUGGAUGCUCUAAGUAUAUGCAAUAAAUCUCAGUUACUUUGCCACCUCAGUCUCUCUCUCUCAUUCAGAAAACUGGAGAUGCGGCAAGCAUGAGCUCCGUCUACCCUGACCUCCUCCGUUACUGGCGGUGGAGGAUCCUCGCCGCCAUCAUUCUCAUCCGCUCCGACUCCCUCGGCCUCAACACCGACGGUGUAAUCCUCCUCUCCUUCAAAUACACCAUCCUCAGCGAUCCUCUCCAAGUCCUCCACUCCUGGAACUACACCGACGCCACUCCCUGCGCCUGGUACGGCGUCACCUGCUCCGCCCCCGGCUCCGCCGUCACCGCCCUCUCUCUCCCCAAUUCCGCCCUCCUCGGAUCCAUCCCCGCCACGCUCGGAACAAUCCCCCACCUCCGCACUUUAAACCUCUCCAAUAAUUCCAUCAACGGUUCUCUUCCAGACUCUCUCUUCUUCGCCUCCGAGCUUCAAACCCUCGAUUUUUCCAACAAUUUGAUCUCCGGCGAGCUCCCGCCGCUCUUCGGAAACCUGAAAAGUCUCCGCGUUCUCAACCUCUCAGAUAAUGCUCUAUCCGGAAAGCUUCCGGCGAAUCUCUCAGCUCUGCACAACUUAACAGCUAUUUCCUUGAGGAGCAAUUACUUCUCCGGCGAGUUUCCUGGUGGAUUCAACUCCGUUAAAUUCUUAGAUCUAUCAUCAAAUUUGUUCAACGGCACGCUGCCGGUGAAUUUCGGCGGCGAGAAGUUAGAGUAUCUCAACAUCUCCUACAACAGACUCUCCGGCGAAAUUCCGUGGCAGUUCGCCGCCGGAAUAGCGGCGAAUGCAACAAUCGAUCUCUCAUCCAACGACCUCACCGGUCCGAUUCCAGAAUCCGACCUCUUCUCCAACCAACGGAUCGACUCCUACGCCGGCAACGCUAACUUGUGCGGCAAGCCGCUGAAGAGCCUCUGCCCGAUCCCGUCCUCCGCAGCAAUCGCGCCUAAUUCGUCGGUGCCGGAAUCGGAAUCGCCGCCGGCGAUCGCUGCGAUUCCGAACACCAUCACCUCCAGCCCCGCCGCCGCCGGUCCACCGCAGCAGAGGAGGGCGAGCGGGCUCCCCACCGGUACAAUUUUAGGGAUCGUCGCCGGCGAUGUGGCGGGAAUCGCGGUUUUAUUAGCUAUAUUUGCUUACGUGUACAGUUUGAAGAGAAGAGGAAGCGCGAAAAAGGAGGCGGAAACUGGGGGUGAGUUUGACUGGGCUUCGGUUUCGUCAUCGGCAUCUGAGGAGUCCAGCUGGCUCCGCGGCUGGACGUGCGUGAAAAAGCAGCGGAGUGCGGCGGUGGACGACGACGACGACGCGGCGGAGGCGUCCUCCGAUUCGACGAGCGAAUCGGCGGAGCGGCCGCAGAAGAGCGGGGGGGCGCUGGUGACGGUGGACGGGGAGAAGGAGCUGGAGCUGGAGACGCUGCUGAAGGCGUCGGCGUACAUUCUGGGGGCGUCGGGGGCGAGUAUAAUGUACAAGGCUGUUUUGGAGGACGGGACGACGCUGGCGGUGCGGCGGAUUGGGGAAAGCGGCGUCGAGAGGUUUAGGGAUUUCCACAACCAGAUUCGGGUCAUCGCGAAGUUGGUGCAUCCGAACCUGGUUCGGAUCCGAGGCUUCUACUGGGGCGCCGAGGAGAAGCUCAUCAUCUAUGAAUUCCUUCCCAACGCUAGCCUCGCUAACGCCCGUUACCGGAAAGCUGGUUCAUCACCAUGCCCUUUACCGUGGGAAAUGCGGCUCAAGAUAGCAAAAGGCGUGGCGCGCGGGCUGUGCUACAUCCACGAGAAGAAGCACGUGCACGGAAAUCUCAAGCCCACUAACAUCUUACUGGGCUGGGACAUGGAGCCCAAAAUCGGCGAUUUUGGACUCCAGCGCCUCGUCACAUGCGACAACAGCAGCUCCAAGGCUUGGGCCGGCAGCUCAGCCCGGAACUUCGGGAGCAAGCGGUCCACAGCCUCGCGGGACAGCUUCCCGGACUACGCGAGCGGGGCCACCCCGAGCCCGAGCCCGAGCAUAAUGGGCUUGUCGCCCUACCACGCGCCCGAGUCUCUCAGGAGCCUGAAGCCCACUCCCAAGUGGGACGUGUACUCCUUCGGAGUGGUGCUUCUGGAGCUCCUGACGGGCAAAGUUAUAGUGUCUGAGGAGGCGGGCCCCGCACUGGCACUAGCCGGGACCACCGCCUCGUCGGACGAGGACAGGGGGAAAGUGGCUAGGAUGGCCGACGCUGCGAUCCGUGCGGACAUGGAAGAGAAGGAGGAGGAGUUGCUGGCGUUGCUUAAAUUAGGGUACGGUUGCAUAUCGGCGGCGCCGCAGAAGAGACCGUCGAUGAAGGAGGUGCUUCAGGCGCUAGAUAGGUUUCCGGCGGCUUCGUUUUCUUCGGCUUGUUAUUGAUUGAUUGUAGGCAGUGUGAUAUGAGUGAAGAAUGGCUGACAUGUUUGUAGUUUUUUUUACUAAACAAUCUUUGAUGAUAACAUAUCAUAGGUUAAUUAGUUUUCAGGUUUUGCUUCGACCUCUUAUUCUUAGCUAAUCCUUGUCUAAGUAAUAAUAAUAAUUUCUUUUUUAAA